ACGCGUAGCGUGACAGUUCCACACGUUCAGACACGGUUCAAGUAUAUGAACGCUGCCGACGCCAAAAACAUAACGCAAGAAAAAAGUAUGGGUUUUAAGCAAGCCAUGCUGCAGCGCAGCUAUGAAAUGGCGGCAUCUCCUAGCCCACAGUUGGCGCCGGGUCCGGCUGCGGUGCCACAGCAAGUUACUGACUUUAGUAUCAGCCGCAUUUUAGGCGGCUUAGCCAAGGAUAAUGAUGUUAAGAGAACACCGCAGGCACAGCCUAACUCAAACAAUAUUCUGGACUUAUCCAGGAGCAAUCAAGAUGUCAUCACUGCAACUUUAGUACCUGGACCCACAUCAUCACAACCUUCAAUUCCUGUUGCAGCCUCCAACGUACUGCCCGCUUCAAUCAAUUCAACUGGAUACACGGGCGAUAGAGCAAGGAGUUGCGCCAUGUUGCCCCCGGACUUCCUGGCUAUGGCCAGCGCCACAAAAUUCUAUGCACAAUUCUUUCCACAAUUGCUACCAGCUUAUGCUGCAGCUGCGGCUGCAGCAGGCAUAACCACUCCGCCUACAUCCCCCUAUCAUCAACCGCAGCCCCAGCACCAGAAGCGAUAUUUUGCUCCCUAUGUGAUUAAUGCGCAGAGUCCAUCGCAACCUAAAUUGAAUGCUGCUUCGGCCGCUUGCAGUCGAGUCGAUUGCCUGGAAUGUCUGGAUUAUUAUAAGCAAUUUGGAGCUGGCUAUAAACUCUCACCAUUGACAUCACCAGCAGCCUCUUCGGUGAGCAGCUCCAGCAGUACCCAGCCAGCUCGUGCGAGAAAUUGUACCACGAACAUCUCCCUUACAACAGUUACCAAUGUAAAACUUAUAUCUUCAUCUGCGUCAACAUCUGAAUUGCAGUCGAAGAUCGGAUCCAGUGUAAACACAAUCAUAGCUGAGGAAAUCAGCUAUAAGUGCCGCAUUUGUGACAAGGUCUUUGGGUGCUCUGAAACAUUACAGGCGCAUGAAAAGACACACAAAUCACCACGCUACGAAUGCUCGGACUGUGGCAAAGGUUUUUCUCAGCUUCGAAACUAUAAAUAUCAUUUAUCCGUACAUCGAGGCACUAAGGAGUUUGCUGCAGAAUGUCCGGAAUGUGGUAAGACCUUCAAUGACAAGGGCUACCUCAGUAGUCAUAUGAAAAUUCAUCGAAACCGGAAAGAAUACGAAUGUCCCUACUGUCCCAAGUCCUUUAAUCAACGCGUCGCAUUCAACAUGCAUGUUCGCAUUCAUACAGGCGUCAAGCCGCACAAAUGCGCCGAAUGUGGCAAGAGGUUCUCCCGCAAAAUGCUGCUGAAGCAGCACAUGCGGACACACAGUGGCGAGAAACCGUAUCAGUGUUCCGUGUGCGGCAAAUCCUUUGCUGAUCGCAGCAAUAUGACGCUUCACCAUCGUCUGCACUCUGGCAUCAAACCCUUCAGCUGCCCGCUUUGCCCCAAAGCAUUUACCAAAAAGCACCAUCUGAAGACUCAUCUCAAUUACCACACGGGCUGCAAGCCCUAUGUAUGUCCGCAUCCGAAUUGCAACCAGGCAUUUACACAGUCCAGCAAUAUGCGAACACAUGCUAAAAAAUGUCAAUACCGACCGUUAGAUAGUGCGCAAGCAUUUCCUGUGACCACUAAACAACAUCAGCAGCAAUCACAGCAACAACUUCAACUGCCACUGCCACAGACAACGCUGUCUCUGGCAAUGGCAGCCACUCCCAGCCUUACUCUUCCACCAACAUCGUACCCGGUUCAGGCUGUCACUGCAAAUUCCACUUUUCCGCCGGCACACCAAACACUGCUUAGUAACUUGAGGACUUUCUAAGCAUUACU
Messenger RNA from Drosophila albomicans, 1838 nucleotides. RefSeq names its product zinc finger protein 883. Lineage: Eukaryota; Metazoa; Arthropoda; Insecta; Diptera; Drosophilidae. The transcript has 2 exons. Bases 46 to 1830 code for a protein of 594 amino acids. The record is from RefSeq and is a predicted model, not a curated record.